This is a messenger RNA of Aspergillus fischeri NRRL 181, 276 nucleotides long. RefSeq lists its product as uncharacterized. The transcript has 2 exons. NCBI's taxonomy places the organism in Eukaryota, Fungi, Ascomycota, Eurotiomycetes, Eurotiales, Aspergillaceae. The coding region runs from base 1 to 276 and encodes 91 amino acids. The record is from RefSeq and is a predicted model, not a curated record.
AUGGUGAGGAAGCUUACCAUCCUUCGAGACUUGUACUACUUGGAUAACGACGACGAGACUGAAAGAAGACAUCAAUUGGAACGUCCGAGUAAGGACGAUAAUUACCAGGACUCUGAGGAGGAGGAGGAGGACGACGACAACAGGGAGGAAGAGGAUGACGAUGUGGAUGAUGAGACUGAACCGGGAAGGGUCCUCGACGACGAUGACGAUGAGUGGGAUGGAGACUGGGCCGAGGGCUCAGCUAAUUACCCAGGCCAGAGUUGCAAUUUGGAAUGA